Molecule: messenger RNA, 789 nt
Organism: Eupeodes corollae
Lineage: Eukaryota; Metazoa; Arthropoda; Insecta; Diptera; Syrphidae
Exons: 2
Coding region: 190-555 (121 amino acids)
Source: RefSeq, a predicted model, not a curated record
CAUUUAAUCGCUAGAAAUGCUAAAAAAGAGAUUGCACUAUCAGCUGGGGUUGAUUCAGGGCAGCUGACAUUGUACUAUCGCCAAAUAUUGUUUACAUUUAUUUUCAAACCUUCUAUAAAAGAGCAUAGCAUUUAUUUAUAAUUCAACUGAAUUUUUAAUAAAAAAUUGAAUAAGAACUAAGCUUGAAAAAUGGAAAGUAAACAUUGUUCGGUGAUGGUUAUCCUAGUAACACUUUUAUUUCCGAUUUGUACUGCAUUCCCAUCACUAGAUCCGAAGGAGGAAGAAGCUAGAAGAUUUGUGGAAGAUGCGUCUAGGAAACUGUACACUUACUACGACACGAUGGCUGCCAAUACACUAGGAUUGGAAACCCAAGUUUGGUCGCAAUUAUUCAAUGCAAUCGAUACACUCAUAAGCAAAUCGGAUUUAAUGCUUGAUAUUGUUCGGAAUGCAAUGGAACUUUCAAAAACCAAAUACAAAGACGAAGAACUCAAUUACAUUUUCAAAAAGUUAAAAAAAUCUGCAGAUGUUGUUAUUCGGUGGGGAACGAUUUUUUGAAAUACUUACUGCAAUGAUGAAUUUGGACAAUAUGGCUUCCGAUGAUGAUAUUCCUAGCUAUGAAAAUAAAACUAUUGAGUUGUCUUAUUUCCCGGAUAUUCAUAGUAUUUUCGAAACAAGCAGCGAUCCUCAAGAAUUGAAAUACUAUUGGAAUGCAUGGAGAAAGAAGAAUCAGAAAUGGUCACUGAAUAAUUUUUUGGUAAUGGUAAAUGGUAUUGGGGAUGCUGCGAAUUU